Molecule: messenger RNA, 3051 nt
Organism: Aspergillus calidoustus
Lineage: Eukaryota; Fungi; Ascomycota; Eurotiomycetes; Eurotiales; Aspergillaceae
Source: the annotation of a GenBank genome assembly
CAAUUUGCGAGGGGUCAACGGCCCAAUCCUGCUCUUUGUUAUUUUUUUCUCCAAAACUGCUGCCACUCUCUUUCUUGACGGUUGAUGUUUAAAUCUUGGAAACCUCCUGAGAAACAUGCCGAAACAUUCAGGUCCCGGACCGCCACCCCUGGUCCCUUCACCGUUCACCCCAGGCUACAUCCCCAGAGCAUCGCUGGCGGUGCCCCGGAGGACCAAACGAUCAAAUGCCUGCUUGUCAUGUCGGACGCGGAGAAUCAAAGUAAUUGCCAAUCUACACGCUCCCAAAUACCGUCUUCUGCCCUUGAAUCAACCACGGAUAUUAAUGCCAGCAGUGUGGUGGGAACCAGCCGUGUGACAACUGUGUGGCAAACAGCUGCGACUGCGUGUUUGUCGCCGAGAGCGACAGGCGCAGGAAGUUUGCGCUCAGACGGGUUGAGAACCAGCUUGACACGGCACAGCAAGUGCUGGAUAACCUCAUCGCUGCGUUUAAUGCCGGCGAUAGGCCGCAUCUCGACAAUCUGCUCCUUGCAGCUGGGGAAUGGCGCGCAGGGCGAGGAAGCCAGGAUUCCCUCGCCUUUACUGGAAAUGCCGAGCAGGUUUGGGUGCUGAUUGACUUAAUGAUAUUUAUGGAGUUAACGUUUGUUCUCCAGGCCUCGGAAACACAGACUGUCGAUAGUGAGAGCCCACUCUUUGAAAACAGCGCAGGGGACAGUUUGGCCGGGGAUGGAUUCAUGUCCCGUCCUGGAAUGCCAGACUUUCCGUCUACAAAUACAUCCGCAACGUCCACAACGUCGAUCGAGUUUUUUGAGGAUGCUGGUACAUUGACCGAAGAUCUCAACCGUGACGAUGCCAGCAGAGCGACCGGCUAUUUUGGCAAGGCAUCUGAAGUCGCGUGGUUGCAGAAACUGGGCACUGCAGUUAACAAGUUGAAUACAGGCCAGGAACAGCGCCACGCAUUCCAGAUUGAGGACUCGACCCCGUCCAUGAACUAUCACCUUGACAGUACCCAAGUCCCCGAAACGAUUCCGCCACUCGAGCCGAGAUGCCUUCCCCCCAAGCCUUGGGCGGCUCGUCUGGUCAACAUUUUCUUCGAAUCAGUGGCACCCUCGUUUCCACUCAUCAAUAAAUCAUUAUUCAUUGUCCAGUUCAAUCAAGCUUUUGCUCUCACUGCAUCGCAGCCCUCACGGAAAUGGCUUGCUGUCCUUAAUUUGAUACUUGCCGUGGGCUCCAGAUGUUAUCGGCUGUCAGAGGCACGUUCCGGGGGUGAUGUCGAUGAUCGCGUCUAUCUCUCGCGAGCAUUGGCGCUGAGCUCCACCCCCGGCACCACCAGGUACAUCGGCUUACAUCAGGUCCAGAUUGACCUGAUGUUUGCAAUUUACUACCUGUUCUCAGGUGAACUCAACCAGUCAUGGCAGGCGAACGGUCGCGCUGCGCGCCUGGCGAUUUCCAUGGGCCUCAAUCUCCGAGUCGACGGUAGCAGUCGACUCGACACUGUGUCCAAAGAGACGCGAGCCCGAAUCUGGUGGUCCAUCGUCGCCCUGGAAAAUGUUCUCUCCGGCAUGACCGGACGUACAUCAUGCAUUGACAACCAGUCCAUGUCUGUACAUCUACCACUGCCAUAUGACGAGGCCCAAUUCGCGCUACCUGAAGUGGUAGAGCUGCUAGGAGACGCCUCUUCACGGGAGAGCAAGCUCCAGUCGACUAUAUCUGCGAGCAACUCAGAACGAUACGCACGGGACGAAUGGCUGCGAGAUAUCAUUCCCAGCCAGUCGCUCUACUUUUUCCAUCUUGUCGACCUUUCGGUUACAAUGCAAUCUGCCACAAAAGCAGUCUAUAGUCUCACUGCUACGAAAGAUAGCAUCGGAGCGAAUAUCUCAUUCUACCAGGAGAAGCUUCAAUCGUGGCUAUCAAGCCUCCAACCAGCCUUUGCGUUUAUCAUCUACGAUGCAAACGACAUCAGCAGGGUCUCUGCACCUAAUUGCCGAGAGCAGGUCGCUCUCGCCAUGGCGUACUACAGCUCCCAGAUGAUCCUCAACCGCCCCUGCCUUACAGACCUGGACGUCGAAACAGGGACAAACAUCAAGAUCCCACGUUCCAACUUUGAAGACGAGACCGCAAAAGCCUGUGUCCAUUUCGCCCUCGCCCUCAUCUCCGUCCUCCCAGACGUCCCCGACAUCAAAUGGAUCGCGGCCAUGACCUCGUGGUGGCCGCUCCUCCACACGAUCAUGCGCGCGCUGACGAUCCUACUCACGCAACUCUCCAUCGGCCUCGUCUCCGUCAUGAACGUCUACGGCGAACAGCAAAUCGCCGAAGAAAACGAGGGCGAAGACGCCGAGGCCAUCCGCGAAGCGUCGAAAAAGGCCCUCCUCUGGCUGCACAGCAUGGCAGAGCAGGACCCCAGCUCGCGGCGAGCUUUCCACAUCGGGAAGCGCCUCUUCCACCUCGUCACCCCGUCCCAGGCCUGGCUUGAUCUGCAGGACAUAUCCUCGGGCGCGGGGUAUGAGAAUGAGAAAGAAAAGGCCUUUGCGCGGGCGCAGGGGCUGAACGGGUUCGGGCCCGGGUCACUGAAUCUGCCGGAGAGCUUUGUGAAUUGGGGGCCGGAUUGUACAGGGUGUGAGAGUGUGGAUGAGGAGGUCGAGGUGCCGCUCUAUCUCGAUCCGGUGCUCUUGAGUUUUGAUAGUUAUGAGUUCUAGCAAUUAUGGUAGACCUGCCUUGAAGGACAUCAAGCACGAAACGAAAAGAUACGAAUUCCAUCUAAGAAUCUUUCAUGAGACGCUUUUUGCCCAGUGGUAACAUGGAGGGAAACGAGGUUCCAGGGUAACCGGCAGGGCUCUACAUAUAUGCUUCCCUCAGUCGUCGAUUUUAUUGUAUACUCUCUUCUAUAUCUCAUGGACUGUACAAAAGCAGUGUAAUGACCACAUUGUGCACUGUAAAGGAAUCUGCGGAGGACUGUUAUCUACGGACUCCAGAACAGCCUGCCUACUCAAUUGCGUAACCUAACUCCUUAUUCCUCCAUCCUCGCUACACCAGUAAAUGCCAACUUGUCCCUCG